Orycteropus afer afer is the source of this 1869-nucleotide messenger RNA. RefSeq names its product leucine rich repeats and IQ motif containing 3 (gene LRRIQ3). Bases 1 to 1869 code for a protein of 622 amino acids. Gene Ontology annotation, molecular function: protein binding. The transcript is spliced from 7 exons. The record is from RefSeq and is a predicted model, not a curated record. Lineage: Eukaryota; Metazoa; Chordata; Mammalia; Tubulidentata; Orycteropodidae.
AUGUUUCACGGAACAAUUAUGAAAGAGCUAACCAUCCAUGAAGAAUGGAGUCACUACAAUGAGAGCAUGGUAGAAGAUCAAAAAGACUUUGUUUUCGUGAAGUUCAAUGGCCUUCAUUUAAAAUCUAUGGAAAAUUUACAAUCCUGUAUCUCUCUCAGAGUAUGCAUCUUCUCAAACAAUUUCAUUACAGAUAUACAGCCACUUGAAAAUUGUUUAAAAUUAAUCAAACUUGAUCUCCAUGGAAAUCAGAUAAAGAAUCUACCAGGAACCAAAUUUUGGAUUGGAUUGAAGAACCUAAAACUCCUCUAUCUCCAUAACAAUGGGUUUGUGAAGUUAAAGAAUAUAUGUGUAUUAUCUGCCUGUUCUAACCUCAUUGCCCUCACUAUGUUCGAUUGUCCAGUAAGCCUUAAAAAAGGAUACAGACAUGUUCUUGUUAAUAGUAUAUGGUCUCUUAAAGCACUGGAUCAUCAUGUGAUUUCUGAUGAAGAAAUAAUUCAGAACUGGCAUCUUCCUGAAAGAUUCAGAACAUGUAAUGACCGACUUUCCUUUAAUUUCUGCCCUUCUUUGAGAAAGGGAACAACCUAUGAGGAUGAAAUUAAUAAUAUUAAACAUACUAUUUCAAAAAUUAAUGAAAUUAUGGCUCAUAAUUCACCAGUUUUGAUUAUUCAAAGAUGGAUACGUGGCUUUGUAGUUAGGAAAAAAUUGAGCCACUUGUUUUUGUGUAAAAAACAUCGGGAAAAAUUUACCAGGAGUUGUGAAACAAACUGGAUUUAUAUAUACAAAGAAUAUGAAGAUAAACUCCUUAAAGAUCUCUUUUUUAAACCUGAAACUCAUAUAAAAGAAACAUUUACACAUUGGAAAUAUAAUAUACAUUUUCCAGUUGAUUUUACAAGGUCUAAUGAACAGAGAAAAUACAUUUCCUCUAUUUUAUCUGAAUUAAAAACAAAAGAUACUGGCAUAAAAUCAAAAAAAUCAAGACAUCUAAUUCAAAAAGGUCAGAAGGAAUCUGAAGAUGAAAUUGAGGAUGAAGUAUUGGAUGCCAGCUUUAGAAUAACAGUGUCUAAACUACCCAUACUUUCUUCAGAUUCAUCAAAGGAUGCUGCAGUACUGAAAGAACAAAAACAAGAUCUUUUUCCUACAUAUGGCCAGCCAUUAUCUGCCAUUCAUCAAAAACCAAUAAUUAAAAGUGACACAUUGUCAGAGAGGAAUGCAAAAAAAGAGUUUUAUAUAACACAAAGAAGUGGUAUAAAACUCCAAGUACUUUGUGAUAUUGAUAGAUAUUACUCAGAACAAAAGAAAUACGAAAGCUAUAAAAAAAAAGUAGCAGCUGUAGCCACGGCACAAGAAGACAAAGCUACAACUACACAAGCUGUCAAAGAAAGUGUACGUAAGAAAAAAUAUGCUGUACAACAACGAAAUGAAAAAGAUACUGAGGCAAUUCAGAACAGUUUACAACAACGUUGGCAGGACAGAUCCAACUACAUUGAAAAAGUCAGAGAGAGGAGAAUUCGAUUUCUAGAAGAAAAGAAGAAAAAGUCUGCAGAUCGCUUAAUAAUUCAAGAAUUAAGUAAUGAGCGCACUCUUUUCACACAAGGAAUGAUUAAAGUCGACAAAUUGAGGAAGAAUGAGGCUAUUUUAAAAGAGAAAAGCCACAUUGUUCAGCAAAAAUUACUAAUAGAAAAAUAUCAGAAAGAGUUGCUUAAACAAAUGAAGGAAAUUAGAGCUCAAGAAAUACAUAGAAGACACUGUGAAGAAAAAUUUGUUUUUGAUAUGAUCAACUUUCAAAAAGCCUGUGAAAGAUUUCAAGAAGCCAAAACAAGAGUUGCAAUUGUAAAAGCAAAUUUUGGCUUUAAACAUCCUGGGAAAUGA